AGGUAUGAAAACGCCGUAAGUGAAUUAGUGCACCAGUGUCACUGAAACAAGAUAACCUUACUUUUUGAAUUUUAUUAUUUCUUUAUUAGGUUGAAACAUGGCCGCGAUUUGUCGUCUGGUCGCGGUCAUUGGCAAAAACAUUGCUUUUGGGGAGAGAAGACAUUUAUCACUAUCGCUAACAAGAAAAUUAAAAGAAAUUAGUGAAGCAAAAGAAGGAAAUGUUCGUAUCAUUGAAGGAAAAAUUCUGCCCACCGACAAGGAGAACUUAUUUUUGAAGACGAAGGAGAAUGGAGCUUGCCCUAUUUGCUCAACGGGUCUCGUUGUUAAACAUACGGAUGUGCUGAUUUUAAAACAAUUUCUAAGAUCGGAUGGAUGUAUGUUACCACAAAGAUUGACCGGUUUGUGCCGAAUUCAACAGAAAAGAAUUGGAAAGAUGGUUGCCAUGGCCCAAAAAGCAGGUUUGAUGCCUAACUUGGUUCCAUCAAAUAAAAAGAGGGAACCAUUUGAAAGAUAUAAGUGGAAGAAGUUUAAUACGUACUACGACGAAAAAACAAUAAGGCAUAGGUAUAAUAUAUAAUUAAAAUAAUUUAUUUCACAAAAAUCUGUAAAAUGAAUUGUAAUAUUCUAAUGGAUUAAAUGCUUACCUUUUCCA
This is a messenger RNA of Belonocnema kinseyi, 652 nucleotides long. RefSeq names its product 28S ribosomal protein S18a, mitochondrial (gene mRpS18A). Gene Ontology annotation, molecular function: structural constituent of ribosome; small ribosomal subunit rRNA binding. The transcript has 5 exons. Lineage: Eukaryota; Metazoa; Arthropoda; Insecta; Hymenoptera; Cynipidae. Gene Ontology annotation, cellular component: ribosome; mitochondrial small ribosomal subunit. The record is from RefSeq and is a predicted model, not a curated record. Gene Ontology annotation, biological process: mitochondrial translation. The coding region runs from base 98 to 577 and encodes 159 amino acids.